This is a messenger RNA of Anarrhichthys ocellatus (wolf-eel), 1536 nucleotides long. RefSeq names its product C-C chemokine receptor type 9-like. The transcript is spliced from 3 exons. Gene Ontology annotation, biological process: inflammatory response; cell chemotaxis; positive regulation of cytosolic calcium ion concentration. Gene Ontology annotation, cellular component: external side of plasma membrane; membrane. Gene Ontology annotation, molecular function: C-C chemokine binding; C-C chemokine receptor activity; C-X-C chemokine receptor activity. The record is from RefSeq and is a predicted model, not a curated record. Bases 67 to 1194 code for a protein of 375 amino acids. Lineage: Eukaryota; Metazoa; Chordata; Actinopteri; Perciformes; Anarhichadidae.
UUGUACUAUCCAGACGAAAAAAACAGAACUGUGACUGAGAGGCUGCUCCCUUCGUCUCAUCACUCAAUGGACAACAUGGAAGAGACAUUUACAGCUUAUAUGACCACAGGAACUGUUUCUAUUGGAACUCAUCAUGGAACUGAUGACUACUCAGACGACUACGGUUCAGACCCGACUGAAAACUCAGGCAUGUGUGACAGAAGCUGGGUCAGGGAUUUCCGUGGGCAGUACGAACCACCUCUCUUCUGGAUCAUCUUCCUCCUUGGCGCCGUGGGUAACCUGAUGGUGGUUUGGAUCUACACCACUGUGCGCAACCGUCUGAAAACCAUGACCGACGUGUACCUGCUGAACCUGGCUGUGGCUGACCUCCUCUUCCUGUGCAUGCUGCCCUUCUGGGCUGUCGAUGCCAUCAAGGGCUGGGACUUUGGCAUCGUUCUCUGCAAAAUGAUGUCAGCGGUCUAUAAAAUCAACUUCUUCAGCAGCAUGCUCCUGCUCACCUGCAUCAGCGUGGACCGCUACAUUGCUAUUGUACAAGUCAUCAAGGCCCAGAACCUGAAGAAAAAGAGGCUGUUCUACAGCAAACUUGCCUGCCUGGUUGUCUGGAUUGUCUCCACUCUCCUGGCCCUCCCUGAGUUCAUCUUCGCCCAGGUGAAGACGGACCGAAACGGGCAAUCCCUCUGUACUCUGGUUUACUGGAACAACGCGUACAACCGCACGAAGAUCCUGGUGCUGUCCCUGCAGAUCUGCGUGGGCUUCUUCCUUCCUCUACUAGUUAUGUUGUUUUGUUACUCAGUCAUCAUUCGCACUCUUCUGCAGGCCAAGAGCUUUGAAAAGCACAAGGCCCUACGCGUCAUCUUUGCUGUGGUGUUUGUGUUUGUUCUCUCUCAGCUGCCUCACAAUAGUCUGCUGAUAAUGGAGGCCAUGCAGGCAGCUAAUACUACUAUCACCAAUUGUGACAUUAUAACUCGGUCCGAUGUAGCUGGACAGAUCGCCAAGAGCCUGGCGUAUACUCACGCCUGCCUGAACCCAUUCCUGUACGUCUUCAUAGGAGUGCGGUUCAGACAAGACCUCCUGAGGAUUGUGAAGAUGUGUGCUGGCUGUCCGGGCAAAGGAGGGCUCAGUAAAUUACAGGCAGUUCCCAAACGUCCCUCUGUCAUGUCAGACACCGAUACUACCCCUGCCCUUUCCAUAUAAAAAGGCAGAUUUUCCUAAAAUCCUAAACCUGAGCCUAGUUCAACAUGAUCAUAUCUACUUUUCUUCAUAAGCAUUAAUUGCUACUAACAGAGCAACGAUAAAAUGUACAACUUUGAAAGAAAAAUACUCUUUGGAGUUUACACUCAUAUUCUGAUGGUCACAAUUACAAUUGUUCUGGAGUCACUGUAUAAACUGUAUAUUCGUGUAAAUACAUUUUUUUUAAGUGUUUGUAUUCUUACAUUCUUUUCAUCAUGUAUUUGUCGUGUGCUGCUGUAACUGAAUACAAAAUAAAUCAAUUGUAAUUUAGAUUUUCACAUAAAAAACAUCAAUUAAAAAAUGACA